AUGCAAGUGCUGAACUUGAUGAGGGAAUUUGAGCUCCAAAGGAUGAAAGAGUCUAAGACAAUUAAAGAAUACCCAGACAGAUUGCUUGGCAUUGCUAAUAAGGUUAGAUUACUGGGCACUAAAUUUGCUGAUUCCAGAAGCGUAGAAAAAAUUCUAGUUACAGUGCCUGAGAGAUAUGAAGCAUCAAUAACCACGUUGGAGAACACAAAGGAUCUAUCCAAGAUCACUUUGGUAGGAGCAUUACAUGCCUUGCAGGCCCAGGAGCAGCGAAGGCUUGUGAGACAAGAUUAUGUGGUUGAUGGUGCUUUACCAGCCAAGGAUCAUGAAGGUGGAAGUAUUGUAAAUGACCAAAGUAAAGGCAAGUUUCUUCAAAAUGAAGACAAUGCCCAGGUCGUAGAGCAAGAUGAAGAAGAUCAAAUAUUCGUGGCAACAUCUUUUCAGCAAGGAGUAGUUAAGAAUGUUGGCUGA
Messenger RNA from Glycine soja, 468 nucleotides. RefSeq lists its product as uncharacterized. The transcript has 2 exons. The record is from RefSeq and is a predicted model, not a curated record. NCBI's taxonomy places the organism in Eukaryota, Viridiplantae, Streptophyta, Magnoliopsida, Fabales, Fabaceae. The coding region runs from base 1 to 468 and encodes 155 amino acids.